Pisolithus orientalis is the source of this 264-nucleotide messenger RNA. Its product is annotated as bola protein. Gene Ontology annotation, biological process: intracellular iron ion homeostasis. Gene Ontology annotation, molecular function: 2 iron, 2 sulfur cluster binding. The transcript is spliced from 4 exons. Bases 1 to 264 code for a protein of 87 amino acids. Gene Ontology annotation, cellular component: nucleus; cytosol. NCBI's taxonomy places the organism in Eukaryota, Fungi, Basidiomycota, Agaricomycetes, Boletales, Pisolithaceae. The record is from RefSeq and is a predicted model, not a curated record.
AUGCCUACGACCCGCGAAGAUUUGGAAAAAGCCAUCCAUGAUUCGUUCCGAGUGUCGCAUCUAGAAAUCGAAGACCAGUCGAGUGGCUGCGGUGCAAAUUAUGCCAUCGUGCUCGUGAGCGAAGAUUUUGAAGGCAAGCUUAGCCUCGCGAAACAUAGAAUGGUGAACGAGGCUUUGAAAGAACAAAUAUCCCAGAUGCACGCAUUUUCCCAGAAAACCUUCACCCCGAAACAGUACGAAGCAUACUUGGCAAAGGGUAAUUAA